This is a messenger RNA of Aptenodytes forsteri (emperor penguin), 2676 nucleotides long. RefSeq names its product phosphodiesterase 12 (gene PDE12). Gene Ontology annotation, molecular function: 3'-5'-RNA exonuclease activity. Gene Ontology annotation, cellular component: mitochondrion. The coding region runs from base 1 to 1452 and encodes 483 amino acids. The record is from RefSeq and is a predicted model, not a curated record. The transcript has 5 exons. Gene Ontology annotation, biological process: nuclear-transcribed mRNA catabolic process, deadenylation-dependent decay. Lineage: Eukaryota; Metazoa; Chordata; Aves; Sphenisciformes; Spheniscidae.
AUGAGAAGAAAGUUUGUAAUUUGGUGGGAUGGAUAUGGGAUUCAAGCUAAGCAGAUGGGAGUUUUGGUUGUGACCACAGUUGUGGGUAGUUGGGCUGUGCAACAAGAAAGCGUAGACAGGUAUGAGUUUGAAAUAAGAAUCCUAGUCUGGGGGCGGGAUGAAGAUGUGGAGCAGAAAACAAACCCAACCUUUGACAUCAAGAGAUUUAUCCAUAAGCAGUUUGCACCCAUCUGCACGUUAUGUGGGAAACCAACCCCCUUUUCAAGCAGCCGUUUGCCAGGUAGAUGUGAAAGCUUUCCUGAAGAGACGGGAUUUGAGGGAACAAAACCCGCUGUUCCUCCAGGCAGUCUCGCUUACGUCGUACGGGCAGGGGACGGAGCGCAGCGCUACGGGCCGCCCCGCGAGGUGGAGAGCAGCGGCCCCGUGGAGGCCGGCCCCGGCGCCUGCACCUUCGACUCCCGGCACCUCUACACCAAGAAGGUCUGCGGCGAGGGCUCCAUUCGAGCCGUCUCCUACAACAUCCUGGCCGACACCUACGCCCAGACGGAGUUCUCCCGCACCGUGCUCUACCCCUACUGUGCUCCAUACGCCCUGGAGCUCGACUACCGGCAGAACCUGCUCAAGAAGGAGCUGGCGGGCUACAGUGCCGACCUCAUCUGCUUGCAAGAAGUGGAUAAGUCUGUCUUCGUGGACAGCUUGGCUCCAGCCCUAGAUGCUUUUGGACUCGAAGGGCUCUUCAAGAUCAAGGAGAAGCAGCAUGAAGGCCUGGCCACUUUCUACCGCAGGGACAAGUUCAGCCUCCUUAGCCAGCACGACAUAGCUUUCAGUGAAGCCCUGCUCUCGGACCCGCUGCACAAGGAGUUGUGUGAUAAGCUGGCCGAGUACCCCUUGGUGCAGGAGAAGGUGCUGCAGAGAUCAUCUGUGCUGCAGGUUUCAGUUCUUCAGUCUACAACUGAUCCUUCCAGGAAGAUUUGUGUAGCUAAUACCCACCUAUACUGGCAUCCAAAAGGUGGGAACAUCCGUCUCAUCCAAAUCGCUGUAGCCUUGUCUCACAUCAAGCACGUAGCAUGUGAUUUGUAUCCUAGCAUACCAAUCAUAUUCUGUGGAGAUUUUAAUAGUACACCAUCAUCUGGAACUUACAGUUUUAUUAACAGUGGUGGCAUUGCUGAAGAUCAUGAAGACUGGGUCUCGAAUGGUGAAGAAGAAAGGUGCAAUAUGCCUCUAAGCCAUUCUUUCAAACUGCUAAGUGCUUGCGGAGAACCUGCUUAUACAAACUAUGUUGGUGGGUUUCAUGGAUGUCUGGACUACAUUUUCAUUGACAAAAAUGCUCUUGAGGUUGAACAGGUCAUUCCGUUGCCAAGUCAUGAAGAAGUAACAACCCACCAGGCUUUGCCAAGUGUUUCACAUCCUUCUGAUCAUAUAGCACUAAUAUGUGACUUAAAGUGGAAAUAGAUCAGCUCUUGCAUGGUGCUUUUGGGGGUUUUCAAACAAGAAAUUUAAUUUACUGCUGAGGAACUGAGGUUACACCCUGGCUUGUAUACUACUAAAAGGAAAGUCAGAACGAUUACUAAAAAAUUCAUGUGUUUAAUGGUUCUACUGAAUAUUAUCACACUGUUCAGAAUAUUUGCAUGACAACUUUUCCCUUUUUAUAUGCAAAUAGGAAAACCAAAUAUAUUUAAGAUGGGGGGGUUGAAAAUUGGAUUACCAUGUACCUUUUUUACAGGUGUUUUUAAAGGAUUAAAAAUUAUUUUGUUAAAAAUGUUACAUUAAUUUAAUCUGAUUUAUAAGACAGUGUACAAACUGAACCCUGCUUAAUUCAGAACCAAACACAGAACCUGAAAACAAAUGGCUUUAGCUGAUUCAACUUUAUUGUAAUUACUGUCAUGACAAGACAAAUUUUUAAAGUAAGUUCAGAAAUUCUCUUGUUCACUUGCCGUUACUGUGUCCAAUUUUUUAGUAAGUGGCAUGAACAAUGUACUUGUACCUACUACCUUCUGAAAAGAUGUUCUUUAAUUGUCAGUGAAUAGGCUUUCUGCCAACAAUCAACCAUCUUAAAUUCAAGAUUAUAGUUGAUUUGGAAGCAUUUUGCUUGCCCACUCAAUAUGGGUAAUGAGGGUAACUUUAGCAUCUGGUAAAAUUGGACUACAUAUAUAGGUAGCAUCUACUUUGAACAUCUCUUCCUUUUGUUGUUUAUAGUCAUUAGCAAUAUAAGAAAUACUAAAGUUUGGGACAGCCAACUCUGGAUGGGAAGGAGCUUUAUAACCAUAUAAUCCGUUUUCAGAUGGGGGGGGGACAGAAUAGUUAACAUGGUGUGUUAGGUGUGUUUAGGCUGUGCCUAAAUCUUUAAAAAGAAACACAAGUGACUUGUGACCCUUUAUCAUGAUUGUUCUAUUUUGUUCCUCUAUUACAUAUACAAAGAUCUGAAUUUUUAAUAUUGUUUUCCCCACAUUUUUUCCUUCUAGAAAUAGUCUAGUCUUCCCUAUUUUGUAGGAGAUAAUUUGGAUGUGGGGAAAUGUAUAUUAUCAAUACCUUCAUUGAAUGUGUUGGAGGGGUAUGAAUCAUUUAACAAGCUACUUUCCCUGCCUCAUUAGUCCAUAUGAAACAAACUGCAUUUGAAAACCAUUUCUCUAGAUCUCCCUCCUUCACCUAAUAAACUUCCCUUUUCAAUUGUCUGUC